AUGGAUGUACUUUGAUCGCUCCGUGCAGCGGCCAAUACCGGGGCCAUGGUGUUGGCCUUUUCAAAACUUCGCAGUCAGAUUAGCCUCUCCGCACUGUUCCACCUGAAUGGUAGCGUCUUUCCUUUCGCCACCAAAGUGGCGUUGCCAUGUGCUGCCGCGGCCUUCGUGCUGAAGCUGGCGCAAGUGGAGGAGUGGCCAAUGCUGUGCGAAUUACUGGACAAAGCUGCCAUGGAUUCCACGGUGUACAAUGCCUUUUCGACCCUUCUGGGGAUUCUGGUCGUCUUCCGGACGGGCCAAGCCUACAAUCGCUUCUGGGAUGGAAGCACUUUGACGCACCAAAUGCGCGGCGAUUGGUUCGAUGCUGCGAGUAGCAUCAUUUCCUUUACCAGGACCUCGAAAGCCGAUAGCACGAAACUCUGGGAGUUUCGUCAAAUCGUGGUGCGGCUCUUUAGCAUGUUACACGCCCUUAGCCUGGCAGAACUGGAAGAUGAUGAUGACGAGGACGAAGAACGCUGGGCCUUUCGUUUGCGUGUCAUCGAUGGUGUGGGCAUUGAUGUCGACUCCUUAAGAGCCCUCAAAAAGGCUGAGUGUAAGGUGGAGUUGGUCUUUCAUUGGAUUCAAUCCAUCGUCGUCACGAGCAUAGAUUGCGGGAUCAUGUCUGCGCCGUCACCGAUUUUGACCCGAGCUUAUAGUGAAUUGGCCAGCGGCAUGGUGAAGUUUCAUGAUUGUUUGAAGAUUGCGCGGAUUGCGGUGCCCUUCCCGUACUCGCAGGCCACCCUGAUGUUGCUGGUGAUUCACUGGCUGUUAACGCCUUUCAUGAUGACGCUGGGAACAGAGAGUCCCACCAUCUGCUGUGUCUUCACAUUUGUGACCGUAUUUAUCCUCUGGGUCUUGCAUUCGAUUUCCAUUGAGCUGGAGAAUCCAUUCGGUGCGGAUGCCAAUGACCUGGACGUGCAUGACAUGCAACACGACAUGAACAAUCGCCUGCUGUUGCUCUUGGAUCCCAUCUCGGCAAAGAUGCCGACUUUGUCGGGGAAUCAGGUCAUGGACCAUGAGCUUUUGCUGGAUAUGGAGCGGAAUCGCGAGAUGCCCGCCUUCGACACCAUGUGGCGUAACCUCGCCGGAGAGGUGGAACAAGGGGGCGACCUGAAACGCGGCCGCCGCAGCAGCACCCAGCUGCGACGGGGCAGUUUCGUCGCCAGAAAGUCCAGCAGCCAGAUCUCAUUGAACACCUACAUGGGCAAGGUGUCCGUCAUGAGCUUCCGAGGCCCGCGAAGAGGCAGAGGCGAACAGAGCCCAGGGCUGGCCAGCGACAGCUCAUGUGACCAAGUUGACGGUCGGAUGUCGAGCACCCGAACAGAGGAAUCCAAGAGCCGGAAGCGCUCCGAGGUGAGCAUGAUGUCAGAGGGAUUCACGGCAUGCCAGCCAGCGGCCCUGGCCGCAGCGCCCAUGCAGCGCCCGCCGCAGUACGCGCGCCGCGGGCGCACGUUGGACGCAGACGCCGUCCGGAGUCAUUGGUGGAUCCCUCUCAUCGUGGUCACCGCCGCGCCUUUCGCCGAAAGCGCCAUGUCGCCCCUGCUGCAGCAUCCGCCGCCGCGGCCACCACGGGCAUCGGAGGAGCAAGAGCUUUCCGAAGAGGAAGGCCUUGACCGAGCAGUUUUGAUGACAGGUGAUGAGUUCGAUGCCUUGGGAUUUGCCUCGGCUGCCGACACUGGGGUGGGGCAGUCGGCUCUGGCAUAUGCCCAGUGGUUCCAAGCCAAAGCUACGAGGAGGUUGCAGCGCCUGGAACUCCGCCGAGCCAAACUCCGGACGGAGGGGGAUUGGAGCAGCGUGCCCAAGCAGACCCUCAAGGCAUUGUUGCGCAAGGGCCUCCCUCCCGAGUACAGGCCGGAGGUUUGGUGGAGCAUCCUGGGCUGCGAAGCCGUGAAGCUGCGCUCGCCCGUCAGCUACCAGCAGUACCUGGAGGAAACGGUGGAUGCUGCCACCUCCGCCACCAUCGAGUGCGAUCUGCCGAGGACCUUUCCCAACCACAAAAAGUUCCGCUGCGCAGCGGGCCGCGGCGAGCUGCGCAACGUCCUGUUGGCCUUUGCGCGGCGCUGUCCGGCGGUGCGCUACUGCCAGGGUUUGAAUUUCAUCGCUGCCCUAUUGCUGGUGGUUUUUCAGAAUGAGGAGCAAGCCUUCUGGACCUUGGUUUGCGCCUUUGAUGCCCUCGGCGUGGAGGGCUACUACACGGAUCGCAUGCUGCUGUUGCGGGCCGAUAUGCAAGUGCUACAGGCCUUCAUGAAGGUGAAGUGCCCCAAAGUGGCCAAGGAGCUGCUGCGGUUGAAUGUGGAUCUGAUGUCCAUUUGCUCGGAGUGGUUCAUCACCUGGUUUGCCAAGAGUCUGCCGGUCUCCACGGUGCUGCGGGUCUGGGAUACGCUCUUCUUCGAGGGCUUCAAGAUCUUCUUCCGCGUCUCCAUGGGUAUCUUCAAACAGAUCGAGCAGCAGGUCAUGGCGUGUCAAAGCUUCGAUGCGGUCAUGGAACGCGCCAAGGCCUGGCCGCGCUGUAUGGUGCAACACAACGAGCUGCUGAAAGCCAGCUUUCAAGGUCUGCCCUACCUGAAACGCCAGGCGCUGCUCAAGGCGCGAGAUGAGGCCAUGCUACGCAUCGAGCGCGAAGACGAGGAGCGUCAGAAGAUGGCGGAAGCGCGCCUGGCGGCGGCCAAGAGUCGGAAGUAGCUGGCACCCUCGCAGCCAUUUUUUUGACCAGCAAUGAUAUUUGGGGAAUCAUUC
This is a messenger RNA of Cladocopium goreaui, 2772 nucleotides long. NCBI's taxonomy places the organism in Eukaryota, Dinophyceae, Suessiales, Symbiodiniaceae. The record is from the annotation of a GenBank genome assembly.